AUGGACGCCCCCGUCUUCUCAGUCCCCCAAGGCAAUGGUCCCGCCAAGCAUUUCAAAAGCCGCGACUUCGAGUCAAUGACGGACGAAGAGAAGAAAGAUGAGUUUGCAAGGCUCUUCUAUUUCUUCUCCAAGAUCACGAUAGCACAAGACGAAGCGCAAGACGUAGAGCACAAGACGAAUUCUACUUCCGAUAAAAAGGUUGGUGAGGAGGUAGUCCCGAGGGACCUCGCACCUCUGCUGAAGAAACUGGCCGCCGCCCAUGGAAAAGGUACCACGUCUCAUGAUGAGGAGAAGGUUGAUACCGACUCUGACGGCGACGAGCGCGAGAGAAAGAAGAGUUCACGUCAUAGCAAGCGCUAUCCCUUCACCUUCAAGAUGCUUCUGCACAAGUUGUACACCCUUGAUGAUUGGGCGGUGAAAAUCAACGAGGUUAUCACAGAGAGUAAAGCACAGUACCUCUCCAUGAGCGACCCGGAGUACGGGAGCGUGCCCUCGUCGCCAGCCACCCCUGAUUCGGCCUUCCUCUUACCCAAUGGUUCCCCUACAAAGAAGAGAUUCCGGGACAUGUCCAACGUUUAUUCCGGUGCUCCAGCGACUUCGCCACCUACUCCUCGCGGGUUCAAAAGACGCAUCAUCAACCGGCGGUGUUCAAUAGGCGAGAACGAAGAAGAGGACAACGCGGCCCGCGCGAGAGGGUGGAUUUAUGAGUUAGCAGUCGAUAUCGAGAAUAUGGGCGAGGGAGAGUGGAGCGAUGAAGGGGAGCCGAGACGCAAGAAGGUGAUCCCCUUUGUGCUGCCGAGAACGAUACAGUCCAGGAAAGUCCAUACUCAGCAGAGGGACCAGGAGGGUUCGGUGAUCCCGCCAGAUGACAAGAAGGUAGAUGUGGAAAACGAGAAAGUCGAUGAGAGGAAGCAAGAGGGGAUAAAGGAGAUCCAGACCCAGCUGAAGCAGACGCCAGAGGAGCGGAGGGGUAGGCAACGCGAGAGGAAUUUUGUAGAUCGAAAGUUCAAGGUGAGGGAUAGGAUGACCAGCCCGAUGAGGACCAAUAUGACUCGGCGAGCAUUUGUGUAA
Heterobasidion irregulare TC 32-1 is the source of this 1071-nucleotide messenger RNA. RefSeq lists its product as uncharacterized. The coding region runs from base 1 to 1071 and encodes 356 amino acids. The transcript has a single exon. The record is from RefSeq and is a predicted model, not a curated record. Lineage: Eukaryota; Fungi; Basidiomycota; Agaricomycetes; Russulales; Bondarzewiaceae.